CCCGCCCACCUCCAAUGUUUUCGUCAUCACAUCCCUCCUGGUCGGCUGUGCGCGGGUUAAAAAUAACCCCAACCAACUCCUCUUCUGCUGGUUAACACUUCUCUCUGGGUCACUCGCUGCAUUCAGUGGUUUCACUGGCUGGCAGCAGGAAUAUGCGAAGAUGGCCACGGAUCUGGGCGAGCUGCUGGUGCCGUACAUGCCCACCAUACGGGUGCCGAGAUCAGGAGACAGAGUGUACAAGAGCGAGUGCGCCUUUUCCUAUGACUCUCCGGAAUCAGAAGGUGGGUUGUAUGUGUGUAUGAACACAUUCCUGGGCUUUGGAAGAGAACACGUGGAGAGACAUUACCGUAAAACUGGACAGAGCGUGUACAUGCACUUAAAACGUCAUGUGAAGGAGAAAGCCACAGGUGCUGCUGGGGGUGCCGUGCCAAGAAGACGGAAUGGAAAAGUAUUUUUAGAUUUAGAACUUAACCGUGACUUUAACGGGGAUGAUUUUGAAUAUGAAGACGAAGCCAAGCUUGUCAUAUUCCCAGACCACUAUGAGAUCCCUUUACCAAAUAUCGAGGAGUUGCCUGCCCUGGUGACAAUUGCUUGUGAUGCAAUACUUAACGCUGCUUCUGCAUAUAAAAAGCAAGAACAAGAUUCAUGGGAGGAGGAGCUUCAAGUGUCCAAGCAUGCCAGAAGCCUCAGACAACAAGAGAACGGGGUUCGGAUUCCUCCCAGUGGCUGGAAAUGUGCCAAGUGUGAAAUGCGAGAGAACCUGUGGCUGAACCUGACAGAUGGCUCGGUCCUCUGUGGGAAAUGGUUCUUCGAUGGAAGCGGCGGGAACGGACAUGCCCUCGAACACUACAAAGAAACCAAAUUCCCACUUGCAGUCAAGCUAGACACCAUCACCCCAGAUGGAGCAGAUGUUUACUCCUUCGAUGAAGAAGAGGCAGUACUUGACCCUCACAUAGCAGAACACUUGACACACUUCGGAAUAGACAUGCUAAAGAUGCAAAGGACGGAGAAUGGCCACCACACAGACAAUCAUGUGCAGCCUCGAGCCACUGAGUGGGAGGUGAUUCAGGAAUCAGGCCUUAAGCUGAAGGCAGUCUAUGGUUCAGGGUACACAGGCCUCAGAAACCUGGGCAACAGCUGCUACCUCAGCACCACUAUGCAAGUGCUCUUCAGUAUCCCUGAGUUCCAGAGAGCGUAUGUCGGUAAUCUACAGAGAAUAUUUGACUACUCGCCCCUUGAUCCUACUCAAGACUUCAGCACACAAAUGGCAAAACUGGGUCAUGGACUACUUUCAGGCCAGUAUUCCAAACCACCAAUCAAAUCAGAACUCAUUGAACAGGUGAUGAAAGAAGAGUACAAGCAGCAGCACAGAGGGAUUUCCCCCAGAAUGUUCAAGGCUCUGGUCAGCAAAGGCCACCCAGAGUUCUCCUCAAAUAGACAGCAAGAUGCCCAAGAAUUCUUUUUGCAUUUUAUCAACCUGGUAGAGAGGAACAGUUCUGGCUCAGAGAACCCCAGCGACGUGUUCCGCUUCAUCGUGGAGGAGCGUGUACAGUGCUGCCAGUCACAGAAAGUGCGUUACACUCAAAGAGUGGACUACCUUAUGCAGCUUCCUGUGCCCAUAGAGGCUGCCACCAACAGGGAAGAGCUCAUAGCAUAUGAGACUAAGCGGAAGGAUGCUGAAAAAAACUUACGGGCUCCUCCAGAUCCAGUGAGGGCCCGCAUUCCCUUCACUGCCUGUCUACAAGCCUUUAAUGAACCUGAGAAUGUUCUGGACUUCUGGAGUUCGGCACUGCAGGCCAAGUCGGCUGGAGUGAAAACUUCUCGUUUUACAACUUUCCCUGAAUACAUGGUUGUACAGCUCAAAAAAUUCACAUUUGGAGUGGACUGGGUUCCAAAAAAGUUAGAUGUUUCUGUAGACAUGCCUGACUUUAUGGACUUGAAUCGGUUCCGGGCUACAGGGCUCCAAGCAGGUGAAGAAGAGCUCCCUGACCUUACGCCUCCUAUUGUCAUUCCUGAGGACAUAAGAGACAGCUCAGUGAAUAAUUCUUUGGAAUCUCCCGAAAUAGAUGAGGCCUCUGUGAUGCAGUUGGCAGAAAUGGGCUUCCCUCUGGAGGCCUGCCGGAAGGCUGUGUACUACACUGGGAACAUGGGAGCUGAAAUGGCAUUUAACUGGAUCAUUGCUCACAUGGAGGAGCCAGACUUUGCUGAGCCUCUUGCGAUUCCUUCAUAUAUGGAGGCAGACCUGCCCAGUGCCAGCUUUCCUACUGUCAGCCCUCUGGAUAACCAGCCUCCUGAAGAAAGCAUCUCAAUCCUCACUUCCAUGGGCUUCCCCAGACAUCACACUAUUCGAGCGCUGAAGGCCACGAAUAAUAACCUGGAGCGGGCUUUAGAUUGGAUCUUUACUCACCCAGAGAGCGAGGAGGAGAGCGAGGCCAUGUCCGACAUGGUCGACACAGAGCCCAAUGAUACCAGUUUCUCAAAUGCCAACACGCACAGUGACUCCACGCUGUCCCCGGAGCAGGAAAUGUCUAGUCCACGUGUUCGAGACGGCCCUGGACGGUAUGAACUCUUUGCCUUCAUAAGUCACAUGGGAACAUCAACAAUGUCUGGUCAUUAUGUAUGCCAUAUCAAAAAGGAAGGAAGAUGGGUCAUUUACAAUGAUCAUAGAGUAUGUUUGUCAGAAAGUCCUCCAAAAGACUUGGGUUACAUUUACUUUUACCGGCGCCUGCCCAGCUGCUAGAUUUGGACCUUAGAGCGUAGAGCCUGCAAGGCACAGAAGAGGAGGAGGAUAUUUCUGACACUCCAGGAAACCAGGGAGGUGUUCACACUAUAGAGAAGGAGAGAAUGCACCUCAUACCAUGCAAAGACCUGCAAAGAAAAGGCUCAGCCAGUACAGGCACGGUCCCUUGGAGGGAAUGAAUGUGUUUAAUCAUCUGUUCAUUUGUUUAUUAUUGGUUUGCUGAGAGUAUAUUCUGUACUGGAGAUACAGAGCGAUGUGUGCCAUUUGAAAUAUACAGAUUAAUGUGCUAAUAUAUAUAUAAACACACAAAUUAGUUUACUCUUUCAAUACCUUGAAGUACUAUGCCAGUAUAUUUCAAGCGAUAGCUUCAAUUUGUGAAAAUGCAAACAUGAUUCUUCCUCAGUGUGGAAGUAUCGUUACUGCCAGCCCUGAUUUAUACCAAGUUCAAUUUAUGUUCUUGGAAUUACAUUUUGGAUGAGCACUGGAACACAUAACUGUGUUUAAAAAUAUAUUUGGAGGUUUACUGAACUUUAUGAAGUGAAGUGGAAUUUAGGUGACGUAAUAUUAUGCACAAAUACGCACAGACUGUUAAAGUAUUGGGCAAAGUAAAAAUGAAAUGUCAAGUUUAAAAGAAUCCGUGUGUGGGAGAAAGUUUGUUUUUGUAGGGAUUAAAUAUGCACUCUUACAGUAUAUUGAUCUUUUGGGGGGAAAAAAUAACUCCAGCAGAUUUAUGUUCUAUCUUGUCAAACUUCAGCACAACAGAAAUACAAUAACUACAUGAUUAUGUAGGUUUACACCUUUGGUCAGUGUUACAAGACAAGAAAGAUGUAGCAGUGAUUUGUUUUGUGCAAUAGUUAAGUGCUUUAUACUCAAUGCCUUGUCCAGGUUUACUGACUGCACAGGUUUGAUUCACCAUAGUGUUGUUCAUCUCAUUUUAUUCUCAAAGACAUUAACAGCCCAUUUUGUAUCCAAUAACUAAGCUAUAUAUAUAUAUAUAUAUAUAUAUAUAUAUAUAUAUAUAUAUAUAUAUAUAUAUAAAAUGUAUGUAUGUAUAAUACACACACACACAUAUAUACUGCAGUGACAAGUGGAUUCAACUUUCUAACAUCAUAUGCAGCGUCUUGCGUCUAACUUGGAUCUCAAUUUCUGUCACAUCCUUGGGUGAUGUGAAUGUGGAAUGUACUAUCUAUGGUGCUCAAUAAUACCAAAACGCUCACAAUUUUUGAUGUCUUCAUGUUCUUUCUACCCCCCCCCGGUUCCUCUCAGAAGCAUACAGUGAUAUUUAUGAAAAAAAAAAAUUCUCGUUUUAUCCCAACUACGCAUACAUUUGUUUUCUCUGGGACAUUACUAACAGAUAAACCAAUAUUUCUUUCUCUGCUCUGUUUUAUCAUAGGAGUUUUUGCUUCUCUUGCUUUCUGUUUCUAAUUGGAUCUUCAGAGUUAAAGCAUUCAUCAAAUGCUGUAUGGCUGCACUCAUCCUUUUUCUUUUUCAAAGUGUGAAAGGUGAUGCUUCGGACACCUCCUUCUUAAGCAGGCCUUCAUAUUAUCAGCUUGUGCACUACAAUCCAAAAUGUUACAAUCCAAAAGUUAGCCAUUCAAUAUUUUGAAAUGUAUAGUAGAUCUUAUGUGUUUCAUCUAUUUCAUGUUUUUCAAGGAACUGAAUGUCAAGUGGUACAAAGUUUUUAUUUUAUUUUUUCUUCUUUUUGCAAAUGUGUGUGCCAACCCUAUGGUUAUGCAAAUUUACACAACGUUCUUUUGUAAUGGAUCUUCUUAUCCGAAUAUUGCUUACAACAGAACAUUACGAGGGCAAAUGUGUUCAAGAGAACAGUCUGUCCAAUAACAUUAUUAACUGGAAUAUUAAAUAAAACCAAAAUCACA
This is a messenger RNA of Ictalurus punctatus (channel catfish), 4617 nucleotides long. It is a transcript of the gene usp13, whose product is annotated as ubiquitin specific peptidase 13. The transcript is spliced from 21 exons. Gene Ontology annotation, molecular function: protein binding; zinc ion binding; cysteine-type deubiquitinase activity. NCBI's taxonomy places the organism in Eukaryota, Metazoa, Chordata, Actinopteri, Siluriformes, Ictaluridae. The record is from RefSeq and is a predicted model, not a curated record. Gene Ontology annotation, biological process: protein deubiquitination. Bases 161 to 2740 code for a protein of 859 amino acids.